This is a messenger RNA of Neoarthrinium moseri, 759 nucleotides long. RefSeq lists its product as uncharacterized. Gene Ontology annotation, molecular function: ureidoglycolate lyase activity; ureidoglycolate hydrolase activity. Gene Ontology annotation, biological process: allantoin catabolic process. The record is from RefSeq and is a predicted model, not a curated record. The transcript has a single exon. Lineage: Eukaryota; Fungi; Ascomycota; Sordariomycetes; Amphisphaeriales; Apiosporaceae. The coding region runs from base 1 to 759 and encodes 252 amino acids.
AUGAUCGUGCAAAAGCUCCCCGUCACGCAAUCGCUGCACCUCACGGCGGUGCCUCUUACAAGGGAGGCGUUCGCCCCCUUCGGCGACGUCCUGUCCAACCCGCGGCCAGGCUCGCUGCCAUCCAACACGAGCCCAGCCUCCAUCGCAGCCGGUGCGCUGCCGUGCGGUGCCAUCUCCGCCAACCAGGGGACCGCCAUCCAGUACAAGGGCCUAGGGUCCAUGCACAACUUGUACCCGUCGGCGCCGAGCAAGGCGGCCGCCACGCCGCGCGUGACCAUGUUCGUGUGCGGCGCCCGGGAGCUGGCGGGGCCAGGCCGGGACACGGUCGAGGUCAAGGUCCUGGAGCGCCACCCCUUCACGACGCAGACGUUCGUGCCGCUCAACGCCGGCAAGUCCAAGGGGUACCUGGUCAUUGUUGCGCCCACCCUGGCCCCCGGAGUCCUGGACGAGGGGCUGCCGGUGCCGACCGGUGAGGAAGCAGCGAGACUGAAGCUUCCGGGGCGCGGCGUACCCGAUGUUGGCAGGCUGCGGGCCUUCAUCGCCAACGGGGACCAGGCGGUGACGUACGGUGCUGGCACGUGGCACGCGCCAAUGAUAGCUCUUGGGGAGACGGGUUCAGCCAUUGACUUCGUUGUCGUUCAGUUUGCAAAUGACACGGCUGUGGAGGAUUGCCAGGAGGUCACGUUGGGAAGUGGGGAGUCCAGCAACUGCAGAAUCACCGCCAACGUCCCUGGGCGAUUGAGGCUGUCUAAGUUAUAG